Cajanus cajan (pigeon pea) is the source of this 3233-nucleotide messenger RNA. The record is from RefSeq and is a predicted model, not a curated record. Lineage: Eukaryota; Viridiplantae; Streptophyta; Magnoliopsida; Fabales; Fabaceae.
GAGACUUUGACUGGCGAAGGUGCUUUCCGGGUAAUAUUCUUGUUGAUGAAUUCGCAUUAGGUUACAGUUACACAUUCCUUUUUCAUUAAAUUAAAGAAAAUAAAAAAUAUUCCCGGAAAUUCAAACUUAAAGACGUGUUGAGCUGUUACCUUUUAUAAUUCCACUUUCUAUUUUUUCAAUUUUCCAACAUCCCGGUCCCUAGGUUUUUAAGACAACGUUUGUUGUAGUUGUAGAAGAGAGGGGUCUGUUUUGUACUACUCAUCCAAACAAGUCACAGUGUUCUCUCUCUCUGAAAAUUGAAAAUUAAGAAAGAAAAAAAAAGAAGAAAAAGAAAUUCCCCGUAUAAGGUUUCUCCGAAUGUCACAAUGGCUUAACGACGCCUCGCUUUUCUUGGUUCCUCCACGCGUCUGCCAGCGUCAUCAUUUGGGUUCCUGACAAUGAGAUCAAAGUGGUAGCGGCAACAGUAGUAGUCGAACUUGUGUUUGUCCUCCUGAAGAGACAUUAGACAUAGUUUGGGCGAGAGAGAUCAGAGGGUGAAAAUGGCGCCACCGUUGUUCAAUUGGGGGGCGAAGGACACUCACAGGGGAACGCCGGUGGUGGUGAAGAUGGAGAACCCGAAUUGGUCCAUGGUGGAGCUGGAGGGUCCCGAAGAAGAGGACUUAAUCAUAAGCGAUUCCUCGAGGGAGAAAGGAAAAGGAAGAGGCAAAAACGCCAAACAGCUCACAUGGGUUCUCCUCCUCAAAGCGCACCGCGCCGCCGGCUGCUUGACCUCCCUCGCGCCGGCAUUGUGGGGGCUCGUCUCCGCCGUCAAGCGCCGCGUCGCCGCCGGAAAAACCGACGCCGACACCGACGGUGGCCGGGAGAACGAGAGCGCCACCGUGAAGACGCGCUUCUAUUCCUGCAUCAAGCUCUUCCUGAUUCUUCUUGUUGGUCAUUGGUUAGCUGGUUUCUCCGGCAAUUGUUCACAUGGUGAUCCUUCUUUAGCUGAGUUAUUGGCCAUUCUGGAAGGUCUCAAGAUCGCAUGGCAUAUGGGAUUUAAAACUGUUCAAUGUAUGAUUGACUCCAUGGAUAUCGUGCAGUCUCUUCUUCAUAGAGAUCAAGCUUACCUACACUCUCAUGCUUCUUAUCUCUUUGAUAUUUUCUCCUUGGUGGACAAACCUUGGACGCCUGUCCCCAAGGGUGGGGCUGUGGUAGAUCUCGAAUCCGGAGAGAAGGGUUUUGGUUUUUUCCCAAUGGUGCUCGUGCAGAUCCCUAUGUGCAAUGAGAAAGAGGUUUACCAGCAGUCAAUUGCUGCGGUGUGCAAUUUGGAUUGGCCCAAAGGGAAGUUGUUGAUUCAGGUUUUGGAUGACUCGGAUGACCCAACCACGCAGUUGUUGAUAAAGGAGGAGGUUCAGAAAUGGCAACAAGAGGGUGCCAACAUUUUGUACCGCCAUCGCGUCAUAAGAGAUGGUUACAAAGCUGGGAAUUUGAAAUCCGCCAUGAAUUGUAGCUACGUCAGAGACUACGAGUUUGUUGCAAUUUUUGAUGCAGAUUUUCAGCCUACGCCGGAUUUCCUCAAGAAAACUGUUCCUCAUUUUAAGGCUAAUGAGGAACUGGGCCUCGUUAAGCAGAGGUGGUCUUUUGUGAACAAGGAUGAGAACCUGUUAACGAGGUUGCAGAACAUUAACCUGGCUUUUCAUUUUGAAGUGGAGCAGCAAGUGAAUGGGAUUUUUAUUAACUUCUUUGGGUUCAAUGGAACCGCGGGAGUGUGGAGGAUAAAGGCUUUGGAGAAUGCUGGUGGUUGGCUGGAGAGGACUACUGUUGAGGACAUGGACAUUGCCGUUCGAGCUCAUCUUCAUGGCUGGAAAUUCAUUUUCCUCAAUGAUGUUGAGUGCCAAUGUGAGCUACCGGAAUCCUACGAAGCUUACAGGAAACAACAGCAUAGAUGGCAUUCCGGGCCAAUGCAAUUAUUCCGCCUUUGUUUGCCUGAUAUAAUACGGGCCAAGAUAAGUGUGUGGAAGAAAUUCAACAUGAUAUUCCUAUUCUUUCUUCUUAGAAAGCUGAUUUUACCAUUCUAUUCAUUCACCUUGUUUUGUAUAAUUCUGCCUAUGACAAUGUUCGUACCAGAGGCCGAGCUUCCGGCGUGGGUUGUGUGUUACAUCCCUGCUGCCAUGUCUUUUCUCAACAUUCUUCCAGCUCCAAAGGCCUUCCCCUUUAUUGUCCCUUAUCUCCUAUUUGAGAACACCAUGUCAGUUACCAAAUUCAAUGCCAUGAUCUCAGGCCUGUUCCAGCUAGGUAGUGCUUACGAGUGGGUGGUGACUAAGAAAUCCGGUCGUUCCUCGGAGGGCGAUUUGGUUUCACUGGUUGAGAAACCAAAGCAUCAAAGAGGGUCCUCAGCACCGGAUCUAGAGGAAAUGAAAGAGGAACUUAGAAGGCAGGAGCAGCAAAAGGCCUCUAAGAAGAAGAAAAAGCAUAACAGAAUAUAUAUGAAGGAGCUUGCUUUGGCCUUUCUACUUCUAACAGCCUCCGCAAGGAGUCUCCUCUCAGCUCAAGGGAUCCACUUCUACUUUUUGUUAUUCCAGGGCAUAUCAUUCCUCUUGGUUGGUCUAGACUUGAUUGGUGAACAGGUGGACUGAGAAAAAAUAAAAAUUGACAGGACUGUGCACUUUUUACAUGCAAGAAUUAUAUGCACGGAAAAGCAUAAAGGUGGGAAAGCCAGGCCUUAUGAAAUUACUCAAAGACAUUUAUUUGGUACACUGGAGAGCGUAGAGGACCCAUAGUGCUGCUUUUUCUUGCUCAUGCUCCUCCCUCCAGGCUCGUAAAUCAAAUCAACUCAAAUCCUCCCAAUACCAUACUAUUGUCUUGUUAUGGACCGAAACGGGGUGCAAUUGAGGCUGGUGUUAGGGCGUUUUCAUUCAAUGUGUAAGUUUAGCCUGCCUUUUUUUUUCUUCCUUCUUUGGUUAAUUUGAUUCAUUUUUGUAAUUUUAUGUGGAUUCUUUUCUUUUCUGGAUCGAUUCAGUUGUAAGAAAAUUUAUGGUUCAAACUUUGGACAUCCUUUGGGACUCCUUUUCUUUUAGCGAUAGUGAGAAACAUUAUUCUCCUUGUCGUGGUUCCAGCUAUUUCCUCCACCGCUUGGUAUGCGGUAAUUCAAAUUGAAUACUUAAAAUUCAUUUUUUGUCAACUUUCAAAGUGGUAGAGAAGAAGUGGGUUUUGAUUUCUGGGGCCCUUGGAAUGUGAUGCCCGUAGUAAUUCAA